AAUUGCACACUCGCAGCACCUGCCUGAUAUUCCCACGUUAUACAACGAUCCGGCGUUGUGCUCGUUUCGACGCGAAAUCGUGCGCCGCGCGAGGCGGAUAAUGAGCGCAAAAAGGUGGAUGAUGCAAAAUAAGCGCCAACACAGAUGUGCGAUCGACUAAUGUCUUCGCAGCACACAGCAUUCGAUGCAACACGCAUGCAGAAACGCGUUGACAAAAAAGAGCACGCAUCGCGAAGACGUUUAUCGGAAAUGAGCGUGAGAACUGCCGAAAAUUAACUUACUGCAAAUAAAACGCAAUCUAAACUGAAAACAGAAAUAUUUUCGUCUGCCUGCUCGUUUAGAAGAUGUGUAUAUGGUUGCCUACAUUUCGGGCUAAGUUCCGAUUAUUUGAACAUUCUACAUAGGUGGCGUGGUUGGUUACUGUGGUUAUGGGGUGUUGAUGCACGAUUGUUUCGCUAGUGGGCGAGUGGCACAUCGCGCUGCACAAUUUGUUCAAUUUCACCGGGUAUAAUGUGGUCUACACGAUUCGAUCUUAGCCCGGUCCCUCCAGAAGACGACAUUGACAGUGAAUCUAGCGAUGAUGAGCCCGAAUUGCCUGUUCGUACUUAUCAUCUAGCUUGUGUGCACAUUUUGAACCCUGACUGCGUUAUUCUCGGAUCAUACGUACAUGACAUAACUGAAAAUCGGGAUGCACUUGACGAGAUGGUGUUCCAUGUACCAAUGCGGUACAUUCAUAUUGCUGAAGUUGAUAUUCUGGCAGGUUAUCAUAUGCUAAUUGAGAUCCCGAUUUUGAUGGACUUGAGCGAUGGUAUCUUUGGUCUUAAUCGAGAAGUUGGUUUUACGCAUUGUUGUGUCCUUCGGUGGAUCGUGGCGUACGACCGGGCAGAGUUGUACGAACUGGAACCGAUUGAAUUGCAGUUCGAACCAGAAUGCGCAUUUCACUAAUCAACAAUUAGGUACAACACUCGGCAUGUGUAUGUAAAGGUAGUUUAAGAUAAUUUUGCAGAGCUUUACUAUUUAAUCAAUUAAAAUGUGUUGAACAGCAAUAAAAUAUAUUUUUCAAACUUA
Dalotia coriaria is the source of this 1068-nucleotide messenger RNA. RefSeq lists its product as uncharacterized. The record is from RefSeq and is a predicted model, not a curated record. Bases 511 to 945 code for a protein of 144 amino acids. The transcript has 6 exons. Lineage: Eukaryota; Metazoa; Arthropoda; Insecta; Coleoptera; Staphylinidae.